This is a messenger RNA of Fusarium coffeatum, 2208 nucleotides long. RefSeq lists its product as uncharacterized. Lineage: Eukaryota; Fungi; Ascomycota; Sordariomycetes; Hypocreales; Nectriaceae. The transcript has a single exon. The coding region runs from base 1 to 2208 and encodes 735 amino acids. The record is from RefSeq and is a predicted model, not a curated record.
AUGUCAGCUCACAACGUCCACCUGGAGCCGGAGCCGCUACUCCUUACUCCACUAUCCCUAGAAUCUCAGCAAUCUCAGGCAUUUUUACCACCGACGCAGGACACCGACGCUGGUAACACGACGUCCGCUGCAGAGCAAUCUCCCAAUGACCAAGACUCGGCGUUUGUUAUCCGACAAGCAGGGGGUACUUGCGACUCAGCUGGACUUUCACCUGAAAAAGAGAACCCUGCUUUCAUACAAUGGAGCCUGGAAAUCCUCGUGCUGCUGUUUGCUGGCGCCAUCUUUAUGAGCAUCUGCCUCAUCUUGGACCAUUAUGAUGAUGAGAUUUUACCAGACUGGGAAGACCUCUAUAUCACACUCAACACCCUCAUCUCCGUUCUUGCCACUAUCUUCCGCACCGCGAUUGCAUUCGUCGCCUUUGAAAUACUUGCCCAGCUGAAGUGGGAAUGGUUAUCCAAUUGCUUUCGUCCCCUCUAUCAUGCCCAAGCCUUUGAUGCAGCUUCGCGUGGUGUUUAUGGGUCCCUUCGUCUCAUCCCCACUGUAGCUCGGCAUGAGCCGUUCUCAGUCGCAGCAAUCGCUAUAGCUGUACUAUCUCUCGGUAUUGGAUCCUUCACUCAGCAAUCGAUUCAGACAUAUCAGUGCCUGAGAAAACCAUCACACGACCACGAUCCUGCGUUCAUAAAGAUUGCGAACAUCGUGGACAAGUAUGAUCUGACUGACGGGUGGGUGAGUGGAGGCAAACCUACCCUGAGGAUGAAUCUCAAGACGCAAGUCAUUAUACAAGAUGCAUUUGUGAAUCGGGUUCAGGCUUAUAACCUGGCGCCGCUUUUCAAAUGCUCUUCGGGAAACUGUAACUUUCCGAAUAUUGCGAGUUUCACAGAAGACAAAGAGGACAAAUCGUACUCUCAUGCGAGCCUCGGGAUUUGCAACAGCUGUUUCGAUAUCAGAAGCCUCGUCAAAGGACCAAUGGAGUACAACGAAACGAUUGACGACGUAAUAGAUACUCGGACAAUAUUCGAGUUACCUUUUGAAAUCCACAACCCGUGGGACGGGCACGGCCUUCGAGGGAAACCCAGGAUCACUGGCACGAACAGGGACGGCUGGCGGGUGAUGACCACAACAACAGUGGAGGAUUUGACAUGGGCAGAAGGUAUACUCACAUCAGAGUUUCUCAAUCUUGCUCAGAUAUCAGUUGCCAAUCUCACCGUCCUUACAACGUCGCGGAGCGGCUGCACACACACGGAUGGCAAUUGGUCCUGUCCCCAUGACUGCGGGGAAAGCACAUUGGAAGAUGACAACAUAUGCCUGCCCCGCAACGAGGAUUCGUAUGACCCUGUUGCCGCCAUUUGUACCCUUUAUCCUUGCCUAAAGUACUACAAUGCGACUGUGGAGAAUGCCCGACUUCAAGAAACAGUAGUCCAAGAAGUCCCACUACAGUUGCACGGUCGCGGAUCCCUUUGGGAAAAGUUGUUUGACUUGAGGAAGCCAGGCAACGUCUCGUUCGCCGCCAUUCAACAGCCAUGCCCGGUGGAUGGAUUGAGGUAUACUGAUAAGAACAUAACGCUACGCUCAGAUCUUGACCAGGACAGCGUAUAUGAGGGAGCGAGUUUGGUUAACACCACCGCUCCACCUGAAUGUCUAUUCGAGAUGUCACAAAGUAUCUGGGUAAGUCUCUGCAAUGAACUCUUACUUGGUCUGAACUCAAACUGUACUUCAAUGAGCGACAGGGGAGUACAAUGUAGGGUCAGUCGUAGUGAAGAUGAAGCUGGUCAUCCGGAUAAUGGUAUACCAUCGUAUCCUGCACACAUGGCAGCACUAUACCACAAUAACAACGCAUCCAUCGACAGCAUCAACAACACGCUUAACGCUCUGGCAGAACGACUGACAACCGCAUUUCGACUAGAUGGGAAAAGCAUAGGAUUAGAAGAAAAGGCACAGGUGGAGGGAGAUUUGCUAGAGACCAAGAUCUGCGUCAAGUAUGUGUGGCAAUGGCUCAUCUUUCCUGGAGCACUGCUGGUUUCAAGCACAGCUCUACUUGUGGCAAUGGUGGCCAAGGAUACGGUGGCAAAGAAAGCCAGCAUUUGGAAGAGCUCCAUCUUACCAAUUUUGCUUAAAGAUCAUCCUGGAACGCAAAAUACAGGUUUGGAUGGACUGGAAGAAGUAGCGCAAGGGUUAGAGAUUAAGUUGCAGCGCGGAAACAGCCAGUGA